CACCUUCCCUCCGCCCCCGCCACCCAACGGCCCACGAUGUGCUUCGUUCACUUUAUCAACACGUCGGGACCCCCCGACGAGUACUCUGAAGUGAUGGGCAAUGGCGCCGUCUCAUAUCUCCACAAGCCCCGCGCCCAUGGACAGCCCGAUGGCCAUCGCCGUACACACAUGAUCCUCUUCCACAUGACAAACGAGCCCACGUUCACAGUCACCCGCGCCGACAUGCUCGAGGCGCAUGACUCCCUCCAAAUCAUCAGGGACAUGCUCCAGCCGUCUAUCGACACCAUCGGGAAGGCUAUCACGGCUGCCACGACCGACAGCAGCACCCCCGCGGUACUCCUCGACCACCAUCUCCUACUCGCGAGCACUAUUGAUGUCGCCUCCGAACGCCUCAAGGUUCUGCGUCACGGUCUCUCGUUCCUAGACGAUUGCGAAAUGAUGGGUAUCGUUCCUACACAGUUUGUCGAUCGCCCUUCACAGCAGACAGUAUUGUCUCGCGAAUGCCCGCCGCGCGACACCACGCGCAUCGCCCUUUGGCGCCGCGCUUUCGACAUCGUGCAUGCCAUGACCCGCCCUGUCGCCGAUCGCGGGCUCGCCAAGAGCGCGACUGCAUUGGUGGCCCAGACGCACGGGUUAUGCGCAAUGUUCUCGUCUCCCAUCGCGCGUAGCAAAGCGAUUAGGCGUCCUGCGCGCAACCCACCUGCGACGAGAGGUAAAGAGAGGAGCGACAGCUCCUGUAGCGAGCAGAAGCGGCCCGAUCUCAACUGGGGUGAAGAGCACCAGAGGACGGUCGACUUCGGGACUGCCGCCACCAAAGCCAGUCGAUUUGUCGAGCAGCAGAGCUCCUCAGUGGUGGGCCACUCGGCUUCUGCCGCCAGCAACUUCGAGGCUCAGCAUCUCGGCAUCGCAAACAAUGGCAUCAUCACGGACGCUUCGUGUGCCACACCUGUGGAUGCGCAGGCGACCCUGGCUCCUGUCGCACAGGUCCUCCCUACAUAUGCCACUAAGGCCGCCCACGAUGGGCGCAACAAGCGCCGGCACUCCUCUACCCAGCCGACCGAGCCUCACAAGCUUCCCCACGCCUCCAACUCCGUCCAUAUUCCGUCGGCCAGCAACUCCCUCCCUCCUUCGGAGGUGGGGCACAGUUCUCCUGCGAGCUCUUCGCACAGACACCGACGUCACCCCAGCGCUGCUUCCUCGGCGCAUUUCUCUGACUCCACUGAGUCGCAUGCAUCAACGAGCACCAUCAAAGCUAGCGCUUUCGAGCGGAACCGCGCUGAACGCGCUCCGCUAGCUUCCAGGGCCUCCGUGGUUUCAGAGGCGAGCUCCAACUCAAACUUUACCCAAGAUGAGCGCAACCCCACGGUGGUCACGGGGACUCCCCACACUAAUUCGCGCAACUCCAGCACCUGUGGGGCCAGUGAUGGUUCCCGAGACUCUGAGGAGUAUUACACGGCCUCAGCUCCUGGAAGCAGCUGCUCAGAGACCGGCCCUGCCUCAGGAAAACACGCAGUCCCAUCGAGCGUUUCCACCCGCACUCAACGUUCUGAGGGAUCCAGACACACCCACUACACGGUUUUCCCUCAGCCUACGACCGUUCUUCGGGGCACCACGGCUGCCAGCACCAGCCGCGCAGCACACGACCGGAUGCUACCUCGCUCUGCUGUGGCAGUGCGCACUACACUGGACGGAGUUCGCCACACAGUCGAAGUCGAGGUCUCCAACAUGGACACCGAGCCUCUCCGCCCUGCUCCUCGCCGCAACAUCCGUCGCGGUCUCAAGGACGACCUUCCUUUGGGCAGCUCCCGUACACACGUUUUCACCAGCAGAGACGCCGCCCGCAAACCGGACAAGAACUUGAACGAAGGCGCAACCUCUCGUACUCGCUUCUCCCUCAGUGUCGAGACUGUCGACAUGGACUCUAAGCAGCAGCUUGCUGGUGUCCACGUGACUGUCGACAACCACCUCCAGCGCAGCGACACUGUCCGCGCCGUGAUCUCCAGCCAUUACCCCCCGAUCUCGAGUCGCAGCCCCAAGACUCCUAUUGCAGCACCGGUCAAGACCAACUGCAGCCCAUCCACCAAGCAUGUGCCUCGCACCAGCGUUUCGGUUUGUACUGGGCACACCGGGCUCGACGCAGCCUCAAGCAGUUUUGACUCUCAGCUCGCUUGCUCCUUCGAGUCUGUCAGUUCGAUGACGGCAGUCGUUGGAAUGUGUGAUGACGUGCGUCGGUAGCAACUUGAUCCACGACGAGCGAUCAUAUUUUGUAGUCUUGUAUGCAUCUUUCAUGGUAGUGACGUC
Cutaneotrichosporon oleaginosum is the source of this 2301-nucleotide messenger RNA. RefSeq lists its product as uncharacterized. Lineage: Eukaryota; Fungi; Basidiomycota; Tremellomycetes; Trichosporonales; Trichosporonaceae. The record is from RefSeq and is a predicted model, not a curated record.